Molecule: messenger RNA, 1596 nt
Organism: Ipomoea triloba (trilobed morning glory)
Lineage: Eukaryota; Viridiplantae; Streptophyta; Magnoliopsida; Solanales; Convolvulaceae
Exons: 2
Coding region: 1-1596 (531 amino acids)
Source: RefSeq, a predicted model, not a curated record
AUGGCACAUGCUCAAGGAAAUAUCAAUUUGAACCUUGAUGGAAAUAGAAAUGGAAAUGGCAAUGGAAAUGGAAAUGGUGAUGGGAAUGGAGUUAAUCAACCCCCACCUGCUAGGAGAGCUAUGUCCAAUUAUAUUGCACCCGAUUUGGAAGAACGUGACAGUAUCAACAUUCCGGGUGUAGAGGCCAACAAUUUUGAAAUCAAACCGGCGAUAAUACAAAUGGUUGCAUCGGAUCAAUUCGGAGGAUCACCUAUGGAAGAUCCAAAUGCUCAUAUUACUAAAUUCCUCCGGAUUUUGAGGGAUAAAGCUCAUAGUUGGCUCAUCUCCUUUCCAGCAAAUUAUUUUGAUAGUUGGGAUCAACUCCAUAGGGAGUUUUUGAAGAGGUUCUAUCCAAUCUCAAAGACCCAAAGGAUGAGGAGAGCUAUACAAAACUUCAAGCAAAUCCAAAAUGAAUCUCUAGCCGAGUCUUGGGAGAGAUUUAAGGAACUACGAAGACAAUGCCCUCAUCAUGGUAUUCAAGGAUGGGAUCUAAUGAUGGCUUUUUAUGAGGGUUUGCUAGACAAUUCAAAGAUCUUGGUUGAUGCUUCAUCGGGAGGAUCAUUCACGGUUCUUGAACCCACUCAAGCGGAGGAAUUGUUAGAGAAAAUUGCUAUGAAUGGAUCUACUUGGUAUUCUGAGAGGUCUUCUCAAAGACUAGUGGGUGGUAUUCAUGACGUAGAGCAAAUAACCGCCUUAUCGGCUAAGGUGGAUAAUGUGGCAACCAUGGUUCAAAAGCUAGCUCAAAUCACUAUUAAAAAUCAAAACGUGAGCUAUGCUUCUAUUACUUCUUCUCCUUUGAGACCCGUAAUGAUGUGUGAUUUAUGUGGAGGAGAACAUAACUCGGGAGAAUGCUUUAAUGAUGACACGAGUUCUCAAUCUUCCAUAGAGCAUGUUGAUUUGGUAGGAUAUGGUAGACCACAACAAUCUUUUCAACCUCAAGGAGCCUAUAAUCCUAAUACCUCAAGGAAUCAUCCCGGCUUUUCUUGGAGCAACCCAAUGGGGGCGGCAAAUCCCCAAAAUUAUGACAAUAGAAACCCAAAUCAAGGAUUCCAAGGUCAACAAAAUUUUAGAGGGGGUUCAACACAACAAUUUAGGACAACUCAAGGAUUUCAACCCCAAGCUCCUACUAUUCAACCAAGGCCGCCACUACCUACUUUGGAAGCUCCACCUCCACCGAAUUGGGAAGCUAUGAUGGAAAUGAUGGUGAAAUCUCAAUUGCAAAGUGAUGAAAGAUUUAGACAAGUGACAGAGAGGUUGGACCAAUUGAGUGCUCAUAACAAGAUGCUAGAGAACCAAAUAGCAAAUCAAGCCUCAACUUUUAGCACCAAAGUCACUGGGAAGUUGCCUGCUUGUCCCGAGAAUCCCAGAGAGCAUGUCAAUGCCAUUGUAACAAGAAGUGGCAAAAAACUUGAAGGACCACCUCUUCCGGUUGACGAACCACGGCCAAGUAAAAUCAUUGAUGUUGAGAUUGAAGAGAAACUUGAGGAAGAAGAAGCUAACCCCCGCCCCCCCCGCCCCCCGCCCCCCCGUUUUGAAUUCGAGCCCUCAAAGUCAUGA